Messenger RNA from Necator americanus (New World hookworm), 1239 nucleotides. RefSeq lists its product as uncharacterized. Gene Ontology annotation, cellular component: membrane. Gene Ontology annotation, biological process: G protein-coupled receptor signaling pathway. The transcript has 10 exons. The record is from RefSeq and is a predicted model, not a curated record. Gene Ontology annotation, molecular function: G protein-coupled receptor activity. The coding region runs from base 1 to 1239 and encodes 412 amino acids. NCBI's taxonomy places the organism in Eukaryota, Metazoa, Nematoda, Chromadorea, Rhabditida, Ancylostomatidae.
AUGAACGGCAGCAGAGAAGUGGACUCGGCAGAGGACCUAUGCACUUACAGCGAGCCGCACUAUCUCUACGAGAGGUUCAUUCUUGUGGCAAUCGUAGGCACAACUUUGGCAUUGGUCAACAUCAUAGAAAAUAUGUUCCUCUGUGUCAUUCUCUUUGGCAGGAAAUCCUAUCGCUCUUCACACUGUCUCUACCUGGCGCUGCUUGCCUUCUUUGACAUCUUCAUUGCUGGUGCCUAUAUUCCUCUGAUGAGCCUCAAUAUGCUUGUUGAUUAUUGGAAAUCAGUUGUACUUUUACGAGCAUGGUUUGCCUACAUGAUACCAAUGAUCACCGUUUCUCAUAUUGCAAUGACUGCUUCCUCUUUCCUUAUGGUCGCUGCCAGUUUUGAACGAUACUGUGUGACAGUUCGUCCGCACUGCACGAAGUUUCUCAAUCGAAACAGGAACCGUAUCGCGGCAGCAGCUGUAUUUCUGGGUAUUGCUACCAAAUGCACUCAUCCAUUUGAGUUUGAGAUCACAUACGUACCCGAAUGUCUUGGCACAAUGAAUGAAUAUAACCUUGGACUGUCCCCUCUUGCUAUGGAUGAGGUUUAUAACGCAUACUGGCGAAUAUGGUUCCGCUCGGUCUUUACCAUUUUGUUACCAUUUUUCUUACUCGCCUUCAUGAACAUUCGCAUAGUUCUCGUUAUUCAGAGGACUGAAUUCCAGUUUCUUAGUGCUCAAAAGCUCAGUGACGCUAAAAGAAAGUCACGUGUACGAGCUGCAACGCGGACGCUUGUCUUCGUCGUCGCCACCUAUUUGCUUUCAAAUAUCCUUAACGUAAUCAUUACGAUUUGGGAAUAUAUCGAUUAUGAAUCGAUCACUGUCACCUUCAACACUUUCUACUUGUUUGCUGUGGAUGUGGUUUCUCUUCUGACGAUAUUCGCAGGCGCUCUACGACUUCCUAUUUAUGUAUGCUGUCAAUCGGAGCUGAGGAAAGAGUUUGGAGCAAAACUAAAGAGGAUUUGCUACAGAAGCUCCUACAAGGGAUACAACCAGACCGUCAUGACACCCAUUGGAACGUUGGACGACGCACAACGGGAAGAAUGUGAACUUCAAGAUAGUCAUGCCGAGGACCAGGAGGAUGGAUCAACCCCACCAGCUUAUCCAAAUUUUUUCUUCAGAUUUGGCACUGGUCUCCUAGCAGAUCAUUCCGAUAACGAUUCCAAUUGUAAUGUAAUCAAGAAUGACAUGUGUAUAUAA